Molecule: messenger RNA, 1470 nt
Organism: Venustampulla echinocandica
Lineage: Eukaryota; Fungi; Ascomycota; Leotiomycetes; Helotiales; Pleuroascaceae
Exons: 4
Coding region: 1-1470 (489 amino acids)
Biological process (GO): transmembrane transport
Cellular component (GO): fungal-type vacuole membrane
Molecular function (GO): transmembrane transporter activity
Source: RefSeq, a predicted model, not a curated record
AUGGCCUCGGAUCACAGUUUAUCGAGCUCGUCGCUGAGUGCGGGGGAGAAAAUGACGGAAGCAAUCCCAGUAACAGAUCACGGGAAUAAACCGACGUUGGCCACUCAAAUUUUGGACGAUAAGUCCUCACUCACAAAAAUCGGAAGUCAGAACCAGUCGACUGAGGCAAAUAUAUUCCCGGAGCCAGAGGUGGAAGCGGAGGCCGAUCUUGAGAAGAGCGGUGCGAUCCCCAGGUCUAAUGUUGCUCCUGGCGGUGUGAAUCCUGCAGACUUCCCGGAUGGCGGCCUCGAGGCAUGGCUAGUCGUUCUAGGAGGGUGGUGUUCUCUGUUUUGUUCUUUUGGCUGGAUUAAUUGUAUUGGAGUGUUCCAAGAGUACUAUCAAACAAACUUGCUGAGCCAGUACUCGCCGAGUACCGUCUCUUGGAUCCCUUCUCUGGAAGUCUCUAUGAUGUUUCUCGGUGGCCCAAUUUUCGGCAAAGUUUUCGAUACCUUUGGUCCUCGGUAUCUCCUGCUCAUAGGGACAUUCUUCCACGUCUUCGGCUUGAUGAUGGCCUCUCUUUCGACAGAAUACUACCAAUUCCUUCUGUCUCAAGGGAUGUGUAGUUCUCUUGGCGCAAGCGCUGUCUUCUACGCGUCUAUGAGUUCUGUUGGGACGUGGUUCUUUAAGAAUCGCGCAGCCGCCUUUGGAGUGAUGGCGUCGGGCUCCAGCCUUGGGGGGGUUAUAUUUCCUAUUUUUGUUUCGAAGCUCAUCCCACAGAUUGGGUUUCCUUGGACGAUGAGGGCUGCCGCAUUUAUGAUACUAGGGAUGCUAGGGAUCGCCAACUUUACCGUGAAAUCAAGAUUGACACCCAAGCCAAAGAAAUUCGACAUUAUGGAGUUUAUAACUCCACUGAGGGAACCUGCUUUCGCUCUGAUCUGUGCUGCAUCCUUCCUGUUCUUCUUCGGCACUUUCCUUCCUUUCAACUACAUAAUCCUCCAGGCCCAAAAACAUGGAAUGUCAAACAAUCUAUCAGUUUAUGUCGUGUCCAUUCUAAAUGCAGCAUCCAUCUUUGGACGAAUCCUUCCUGGAAUAUUCGCUGACCGCAUUGGUCGGUUUAAUGUUAUGAUUAUGACCACUGGCUUCUCAGCAAUAAUCGUAUUCGCAUUAUGGCUCCCAUCGGCAAGCAACGCCCCGAUCAUUGUGUUUGCUCUGCUCUACGGAUUUUCUUCGGGAGCUUUCGUCUCUCUGGCGCCAUCACUAUUAGCACAGAUCUCCCCCAUCCGUGAGAUCGGUGUCCGAUCUGGGACUCUUUUCGCUAUUGUUUCCAUCGCUGGGUUAACAGGCAAUCCAAUUGGCGGAGCCUUGUUAUCAAAAGAUCACGGAGACUUCUUAUAUCUCCAGAUAUUUUGUGGUGCGACGAUGACAGCUGGCACUCUAGUAUUUGUGGCUUCUCGGUGGGUGCAGUGCGGGUUUAAAAUGAAGAUUAUAUGA